AUGUUUCGAUCUGCCGCAACCAAGCUUGCGCAUAACUCAACGAUACCUGCACUUGCAGGGAACAAAGAGCUCAGGCCGUUGCAAGACCUCAUUACUGCGGAAAAGGGAUGCAUGGUCUCAUUGCAGAACUUAAGCGGCGAGUUCGGGAAGGCCGCUGAAGCGCUGCGCGUCUGGGGGGCAGGCGAGGGCGACGAUCUCGGAGACACAUUGACGUCGUGUACAACGCUCCUCAUCGCUGUGUCUAAUUCCAUCGCUACAUACGCUUCGGCCCACAAUGUUAUUCGGGCGUCCAUGAAAUCAAUACGGUCUGCUGAAGAGACCCUUGACGAAUUGAAGCGACGCCGUAGAGCCCUAUAUGUUAAAGCGGAAUCUGCGGAGCGAAAGCUCAGUAAGAUGAGCCCGGAGAACAAGAGCCUGCAAGUACAAACGGACCUUCUGAAUCGCCUGCGGGGGGAGAUCAGAGUGGUCGAGGGAGAGAUCUUGGAAGGAGAGAGCCGACUCGGGGAUGAUAAGCGUCGCUCGGUAAGGAUGUGGAUGGGAGUCAAGUGGACUGGAUUGGGUGAGCUCUGUGAGAAAGGGCUGAUCGCAGCUGAGUACGGGAGGUCCAUCAUCGCGGAAAUCCCCGAAGCCAGUACACCACCGGGUAUGCCUCGCGUAGCUUACUAUGGUCACCAAAAGACUCAGACUCUCGUUGCCGACGCUCAGCGUGGUAUGGAAGGAGUUGGCGCCCCAGGAUCCAACUUCUCGCGUUCAUCAGUCACUCGAGACGACGGCCGAUCAAGCACUCAACUUCCCCCUUUACCGCCCUUAGGCGACUCGAUUUAUCCUCAGGAUGUCCCUCAAAGUCCUCAGGCUACUCUCAACUCUCUGGAUGUUCCCCGGUCUGUUGCAGGGCUUUCGGGCCCAGAUACAUCGUAUUCCCCCGCCGUGGAACAUAAUUAUAAUCAGAGCUUCAAUUCAAGCUUCGCGCAAUACAGCGGGGAGCCGUCAUCUCCAAUUCAUCACCCUACGCCCCAUGGUCCUCAGCCUCCUUUUUCUUACCCAAUGCCGACACCUCAGGCCAAUUACCCGUCGGGACCCCCUCUAGGCUCUUCCAAUGCAUCUGCAUCCAGGUUCGAGUCCAGCAUCGAGCCAAGUCUGGGCACUGGUCAUUUCAUGGAUGCCUCUGAUUUCAGUGGAAUAGGCUCAGGAUAUUCCAUGUCGAACCAGCGCAGUAAUAGUGUGGACGACUUCGGUGUCAAUUUCAGCGGUCCAACGCAAACUAACGCACCUGGCGGUGGUAGAUUUGCUACAUUCCCAGUGAAAUCGAGGGCUGCUGCUGCUGCCCCUGCUCACGAAGAGCCCCCUUCCGAGGAUUCGUCCAUGCUCACCGCUUGGGACGCACAGAAAGACCUGUACGGUUCAUCUGGCGGGAAGAGAGCGAGCAUGGUGUCUGACGUUAGUAGCGUUGGAUUAGCGUAUGAUCGCGGUGACGUACGUGCUACGCCUCCGCCAGAAGGCCAAGGAUCAGAUAGGCAUGUUCGGUUUGGUGCAGUAAGCGAUGUAGACGAAGAAAUGGUGAAGCGUCACCAGCAACAACAGGAAGAACAUGACGAAGCUACUCCAACCCCUCCGGCUCAAUCACCGCCAGCUGUAUCGACGUCGUUUAGUAACACAAACGCCCCACCAGUACCACCAGCGACGUCCGAUCAAAACACACUCAGGUCCCCCGUUGGACCUCCUCCUGCAUAUCAAGAUGACAAUCCGUCCCAAGAUCGCCUUCCCUCCCCCGCCAGAGACACCCAAGAAGAAGAGAGAGAACUGAACGCUGCAGCAGCCAGAGAAGUCAGUCGCGAAUUCGAUUCACUCACGUUUAGCCCGCCAGGACGUCAAAGCAACUUUGGUUCGACUGGACGGGAUUCCCCCCUUUCCUUCGACCGAGCCAGGGAGGCUGCCAAUGCCCCAGCCGAUUCCUCGCCGCUCGCCGCCCCACAGCCUGGAUUUGCUGGACGAGAACGCUCAGUUUCUCCGAUGCCCCAAAGGGCUUCACCGGUGCCCCAACGGCGACCGACACUCGAUGUGAAUGUCAAUGUUCAACAACCGACGCCAAUGUCUUCCCCAUUUGCGCAAAAUCGCGCUUCCCCUGUUGCAGCAACUUCUAGCCCGUUAGCGUCGACGCCUCUCGAAACGGCAGCGCCGCCAGUUUCUGCACUUAGCAUUCCAACGCGAGAGACCUCAGAUUCGCGCUCAGCCUCACCGCUGUCCAACGCCUAUCGGACGCCCCCAGAAUACUACAGUCCACGUCUAGGUUCUUCACGUUCGACGUCCGGCUCUGUAAGCAGCGGCAGUGCACUGCCUUCUCCAAUUCCGGGCACCAAGACAAUCAGUGCCGCUGCAUUUCGACGACCGCCCCCAAGAAAACUCAGCGGCGAUUUGCUAGGCAGUCCCCCGUUCAGUGGUGGGAUCGGCGCGAAUACUAUGCCGGGUCUCGCAGACACUACUCCGUUGGUACUGAAGAAACGGCUACCAAACGCACCUCAGCCCGACGGGAACAUGAACACACCAAGCCCUCCACCCACCAACCGAGACGUUCCCCAGCAACAACAAACAUCUCCGCGCCCUCCUACCUCUGGUGGUGCAGAAGAAUACGACCAAUUUGACUACAUUAGCGCUUACGCCAACAAUUCUGGCGAUGGUGCUGGCAGUCCACGCGCUGACUUUGGGAAGCUGGGCAAAAGCGGCGGACGGGAAGGAGACGCUGUCAUGCAUCCGCCUCCUGGAGGCUACGACCGAGGAAGAUUUGCGACGAAUACAGAAGGGGGUGCAGGCCUGAGAUGA
This is a messenger RNA of Pleurotus ostreatus (oyster mushroom), 2817 nucleotides long. RefSeq lists its product as uncharacterized. The record is from RefSeq and is a predicted model, not a curated record. Bases 1 to 2817 code for a protein of 938 amino acids. Gene Ontology annotation, biological process: endocytosis; negative regulation of protein kinase activity; eisosome assembly. Lineage: Eukaryota; Fungi; Basidiomycota; Agaricomycetes; Agaricales; Pleurotaceae. Gene Ontology annotation, cellular component: plasma membrane; eisosome filament. Gene Ontology annotation, molecular function: lipid binding. The transcript is spliced from 5 exons.